This is a messenger RNA of Anopheles gambiae (African malaria mosquito), 1461 nucleotides long. Its product is annotated as angio-associated migratory cell protein. The transcript is spliced from 3 exons. The record is from RefSeq and is a predicted model, not a curated record. Gene Ontology annotation, molecular function: protein binding. The coding region runs from base 183 to 1409 and encodes 408 amino acids. NCBI's taxonomy places the organism in Eukaryota, Metazoa, Arthropoda, Insecta, Diptera, Culicidae.
GCGUUUAUGCGCCCCUGUCCGAGAGUUGACGUUACCCGGUUUGUUAUUGUUAUUGCUGUGCAGCGUGUACCGCAUGGUAUUCCCUUCUCGCAAAAGCAGUUUGGUUUUUAGUUUCGUUGUGAAACGAGAGUUUGUAUUUCUCCCUAUUAAGUUUCCCAUUCCACAUCGCUGUCUGAGUGAAAAUGCGCGAGAAUACGCCGCCCCGUUCACCGAUGGACGAGCUGGUGGGGGAAGAUGACGACGACGAGGAGCUGAUUUACGUGGGCGAUGCCGAUGAGGUGCUGGACGCUUGGGAGCAGGAGGAAGCGGAAGACGAAGAGCUGGACGCAGAAGCGGGACCGGCAGCGGAACAGCACGCCCUUCGCCGUUCGCCCGUACAGGACGAUGCAAAGCUGACGUUCACCAAACACACCGCGCCGGUGUUCUGUGGCGCCCUUCACCCCACGGAAGAGCUAGCCGUUACCGGCGGUGAGGAUGACAAAGCGUACGUGUGGCACAUACGCACCGGCGAGGUGCUGCACGAGGUGACGAAUCAUUCCGACUCGGUGGUGGCGGUGGGCUUCAGCUACGAUGGCAGCUUUGUCGCGACCGGCGAUAUGGCCGGCUACAUACAGGUGUUCAAGGUGAGCCAAAACUAUCGCCAGGUGUGGGAGUUUACCGUGGGCGAUAUGGGGUGGAUGCGCUGGCACACGGGCGCGAACGUGCUGAUGGCGGGCUGCGAGGCGGGCGAGGUGUACGUGUGGCGCAUCCCGUCCGGCGACUGUAAGGUGCUGCCCGGGCACGAGGCACGCACCGAAUCGGCCGAGCUGCUGCACGACGGCAAGCGGCUGCUCGUCGGGUACGGCAAUGGGCACGUGAAGCUGUGGGAUUUGAAGUCGGGCACGCCGCUGCUGGAGGUGGACAGUACGGUCGGGCACAAGGAGAACAUAACGGCGCUGGCCGCCGACCAGGACGGGCAGCUGUUCGUGACGGGGUGCGAGGACGGCAGCCUGUACCUGAUGGGCCCGGGCGGCGUGCUGGGUCAGCUGGUUGCACCGAACGAGUACCCGAUCGAGUCGGUGCUGGUUGACUAUCCCGGGUUCGAGAUGAAGGUGGCCGCGUCGGGCACGCUGCAGGGCAAGCUGACGAUCUGGGACGCGGCCCGCCAGACGAAGCGCGUUGAGUGUGAGGACGACAAUCCGAACGGCAUUACCAAAUUGGUCUGGCUGAAGGACUUUACUAUCUGUGCCGGUACGCUGGGCGGUUGGAUAAAGGGCUGGGACUUCCGGAGCGGCGCGAAACGGUUCACCCUCGACGGGCACACGAACGACAUCCAGAGCCUUUCGUACGACAGGCAGCGCAACCUGAUCCUGUCCACCUCGGAGGACUGCACAGCGAAGAUAUUCGAAGUGCCGGCCGCAGGUCAAUAAGCUACGGGGACAACUGCAACUUGUACAUACAUUAUUGAUUUGUUGAGGAAAA